GGUAGGGGGACGAGCCGGGCUCCUCCUGCAGGGAGGGGGCCCGAGGGGCGAGCCAGCGGGGGAGGCUGAGAUCAUCCCAGCGGCAGCCCUUUAAACCCCUCACCCAGCCGGCGCCCCGAGUCCUCACGCCCGACUUGGAAGCGGAGACCACUUGCUCCUGAGGCCCUAGGAACCCCUCUGUUCCAUCAUGGCCAAUAAGGGUCCUUCUUACGGCAUGAGCCGCGAAGUGCAAUCCAAAAUUGAGAAGAAAUACGACGAGGAGCUGGAGGAACGGCUGGUCGAGUGGAUCAUAAUGCAGUGUGGCUCUGAUGUGGGUCGCCCUGACCGCGGGCGCCUGGGCUUUCAGGUCUGGCUGAAGAAUGGCGUGAUUCUGAGCAAGCUGGUGAACAGCCUGUAUCCUGAGGGCUCCAAGCCAGUGAAGGUGCCCGAGAACCCUCCCUCCAUGGUCUUCAAGCAGAUGGAGCAGGUGGCUCAGUUCCUGAAAGCGGCUGAGGGCUAUGGAGUCACCAAGACAGACAUGUUCCAGACAGUUGACCUCUUCGAAGGCAAAGACCUGGCAGCAGUGCAGAGGACCUUGAUGGCGCUGGGCAGCUUGGCAGUGACCAAGAAUGACGGGCAUUACCGUGGUGAUCCCAACUGGUUUAUGAAGAAAGCCCAGGAGCACAAGAGAGAAUUCACGGAGAGCCAGCUACAGGAGGGAAAGCACGUCAUUGGUCUUCAGAUGGGCAGCAACAGAGGGGCUUCCCAGGCUGGCAUGACAGGCUACGGGCGGCCUCGGCAGAUCAUCAGUUAGAAGGGGAGGGCCGGGCCUCCUCAGCUCCCCGGCUGCAGCCUCCUGCUUAGACGGCCCCACCCACGCCUGUGUAGUUUCUUAGCCCUGGCCAAGCUUUGAGACUGUCACUGGGCAAAGGUGACUGCACACGGGCAGCCUCCCCCAGCCUCAGCCCAACUUAGCCCAGAGCACCACUGCCCGGCUCCUCCUCCCAGCCGCACCCCACCACAGCCCUCUCCCCGUCCGGGGCUAAGCCGGGGGCAGGUGGGCUGGUACUGGGUGUGGAGCAAGCCCACUGUCCUCCUUGGAAGCAAAAGCCCAUUGAAGGAGACCCAGCCCGGCCUCCCCCUCUUUUCCUGGAAUAUUUUUGGGGUUCAAAUUCAAAAAGGAAAAAAAUAUAUAUACAUUUUCUCA
Messenger RNA from Cavia porcellus (domestic guinea pig), 1186 nucleotides. RefSeq names its product transgelin (gene Tagln). The transcript has 5 exons. The coding region runs from base 188 to 793 and encodes 201 amino acids. Gene Ontology annotation, molecular function: protein binding. NCBI's taxonomy places the organism in Eukaryota, Metazoa, Chordata, Mammalia, Rodentia, Caviidae. The record is from RefSeq and is a predicted model, not a curated record.